Protopolystoma xenopodis is the source of this 816-nucleotide messenger RNA. NCBI's taxonomy places the organism in Eukaryota, Metazoa, Platyhelminthes, Monogenea, Polystomatidea, Polystomatidae. The record is from the annotation of a GenBank genome assembly.
AUGUCAACGUGCCAACUAGUUUCGGUCUCCGCAAACACUUCCUCUCCGGCGCCAUCCUCCCGGGAAAAUGUGCCCUCCAAGACUGAGACGUCUGAGACGGACAACGACUUGUUCGCCGGGCCUAUUCGGUUUCCCUUCGUAAGCCGGCACCAGCCGCAUCCGAGGCGAGUGGCCCACAUGCGCGGCCUUCUUGACGCGCCCAUUUGUCAUGUCAACGAUGACUACGCGGCCCAAACUGCCGCCAGACAGGCCCUAUUGCGAGGGCAUCGUGCAAGUCAGCCUAUCGACAGCAUGGCAACGGCCCAUUUGACCGGCUUGUCACCGCAGUACCACACGGACUUUCGGCUUCGUCAGGCCCCAGUCCACCUCGUUACCGAGGCCACAAUACAAGCCCCCAGCUUUGCUCGUAUUCCCGUCGCCCUUGCAAUGCUGGCCCAACCUCGCCUCCGACGGCCGAACAUCGACACCAUCAACAGUCUACAGUAUUUCACAGGCCUGCGCAACUUCUCCGUCCGCGAAAGGCCUCGGAUAGGCUUGCUUGCCGCUCUGACAACAGGCUCGCAGACGAGACUGCCAGCCUGGGCAGAGGAUCCACUGAUAGCAUGGCAACCGCAAAAGUAUAAAAAUUACAGGUCAAACCCAGAACACCAGGACGACCAGGGGGCCUGGCGACAGUCUCUCAAAUGGUUUACCAACAUAAUACUUGGUGAGUCAAACUUAGCUUCCGGUGUGGCUACGGUGUUUAUUUUCCUUUCCAAGCCAAAACAGCAUCUACCCUCCGGCCUGGCUGUCGAUUUAUGUUCGCAUGGUCUGUGA